GAAAACUUCACCAAAGAGUGCUCUUAGCUGCUAACAGUUUCCUGUCCUCACCAAUUCUGUAAUAUCGGAGGCAACGGUCCUGACAGUUUCUUAAGAGCCAGCAGCAAUAAAUCUGUGUACUUGUGUGUGCAUGGAGUGUGGAGUGAGUAAAAAAAAAAAAAUAGGGAGAGGUGUUUUAUGCAGUGCUCCUGAUAUUUACAACUGGGUUAUAGGAGCCAGCCUGUGAGAAUUUCCUAACGUAAUAAGGUGGGUGAAGCAAUCAAAUGAUAAGGGGUUGAAGAGUGGCUUUCUGCAUCUAAAGUCUGGCAACUGAGUUGAAAAGAGAAGCCAGCCAAACAGGGCUAUCAGACGCUGAAGAGCGUCCCAGACCAUGGCUAACGUGCCUGCAUAAACAUUUUGCCUUCUUAACUGUUUUAUUCAUUUGCUUAUGUAAUGACCCUAAUUAUUUAGGCGUACCAAUUUCCUGAUAAACCUUUUCCUUUCAGCACGAGCAGUGAAUAUGAGUAGUGAAAGAAGUGACAGCAGCUGAAGGUACUGCAACCUCUUUCUUUGAAGGAGAUCCUGGCUAGAGGAUAUUUAAAGGGCCGAUUCUCUCUAACAGACCAAUAUUUGAAGAGAAGGUUUGUUUUCUGUUUGUUUGCAAGUUUGCAAGAGGAAGCACAGCCGCUGGUUAAGUCACUUUACAAAUCCAGGGAAAAAACAAGAGGACAGGUCAAUGACCAAGGAACGACGAGCUACUGAAGACGGAUUUUUUUCAUUAUGUUGUUCGUGAGCACCCAGAAUACUGCACUAUAAUGCACAAAUGGAUAUUGACAUGGAUCCUGCCAACUUUGUUCAACAGAUCGUAUCUUUACAUUAUCUUCCUGGUGGGCGCUCUAUCCUUAGCUUGCAAUGACAUGAACCCAGAGCAAAUGGCUACAAAUGUGAACUGUUCCUCCCCGGAGCGACAUACUAGAAGCUACGAUUAUAUGGAAGGGGGGAAUGUGAGAGUCAGAAGGCUGUUCUGCCGAACUCAGUGGUACGUCAAGAUUGACAAGAGGGGCAAAAUCAAAGGAGGACGAGAUCUUAACAACAACUACAGUGUUCUCGAAAUACGAACGGUGGCGGUUGGAAUAGUGGCAAUCAAAGGAGUCGCAAGUGAAUACUUUCUGGCUAUGAACAAGUCUGGGAAGCUUUAUGGAAAGAAAGUGUGCAAUGAAGACUGCAACUUCGUAGAACUCAUUCAAGAGAAUCACUAUAACACCUACGCUUCAGCAAACUGGACCCACAAAGGGAAAGAAAUGUACAUCGCAUUAAAGCAGAAUGGAGCCCCUAAAAGAGGCCAAAAAACAAGCAAAGAAGACACUUCCUCCCAUUUUCUUCCAUUUGCAGUAUCCUAAUCUUAUACGAACUAUGGACAACCAGUUCCAGCAAUAUAUAUAUAUGUAUAUAUCAAAUGAGAUAUACAUAUAUAUGUAUCAUUUGAAAAAGGGACUGUUUGAAAGGAAGACAAGCUGGAAUACUACUGAAAAACUGAACAAGCUGGACUUGAGCAUGAUGUUUUAUUUUAAAGAGACUGGCUUUAAAAAUAAAUAAAUAAAAUAAAUAAAUAAAUAAAUGAAAAUAUACACUACAGAUUUAGUAACUAAAAGUUGUAAAAAAUUGUAAAGAGUUGUACGAUCCUUACAUUAGCAUAAGAGUAGCUUUGCAGAUUCUUAAAUUAAAUGUACCCUUUGCGCCUUGUUCAUGACUUGAUUAUCUGAUGAUCUUUUAUUUAAAAUAAACCUAUCUGCUUCGUUAAACAUGGCUGCUAUAAUAAUAAUAAAGCAGAUGAAAAUGUUAUGUAAAAUAUGACGGACUUGAUGGCUGCUGGAUUAAGUCUUCAGAUGAUCAAGUCAGUACGAAUCGUGAAGGCUAAGCAGUAUUAAAUACUUCCCAGGAAAAAUAAAUAAAUAAAUAAAGGUAUUAAGUAUUAAAGCAAAUUGAAAUUGGAACACUGUGGUAUUCAGACAAUAAAGGUAAUAUGACAGAUGAAAGUUGCAUCACUGCAAUGUAUUCAUAUCUAUCAGUAAGAAUGCCUAAUGCUGCUCUGAAAGAUGUUACAAAAUAGUGUAAUAUUAAAUAAUAUUAAUAAGGGAAAUGUAUUUCAUCUCACUUUCCUCAAAAUAUCAUUUUAUGUAACGAUGAAGUAAA
Messenger RNA from Pseudonaja textilis, 2172 nucleotides. Lineage: Eukaryota; Metazoa; Chordata; Lepidosauria; Squamata; Elapidae. The record is from RefSeq and is a predicted model, not a curated record.